This is a messenger RNA of Carica papaya (papaya), 3808 nucleotides long. The record is from RefSeq and is a predicted model, not a curated record. NCBI's taxonomy places the organism in Eukaryota, Viridiplantae, Streptophyta, Magnoliopsida, Brassicales, Caricaceae.
UCUACAAUUUUGAUAUCGCUCUCUCUUUUUGGCUGCAAGCCCGAUACUCUCGACCUGGAAAGCAAUUAUUUUCGUCUUGUCCGAACGGCAAAAACCAGAAUCAACGAGCUCGAAAUCGAGCAAACUAGACAGAGCAAUCCCUACCAGCAACAUUUUCAAUUUUUGGUGUAUCAUCUUUUGCAAUCUAGUACGGUCCUGCUCUGGUGAGAUCACGACUAGUCUAAGACUCCGAUCUCAGAAUUUCUGGAUGUGAAAACGCCGCCGUAGUCCUGGCCAAACCCUUGACAGCCAUAAUUACCGCCAAAUCUAUGUGUGGUAGUGAGAUUCAGAGGGUACGAUUUGUUUCCAGUCGUGGAUGCAUAUUGAGUGGAGGAUAAAUGCAUUUGAGCGGGGAUCUAGGGUUUUCGAGCCUGGUCCUUGUGGUAUGCCUGGUCUUUCCGCUGAUCGGUUUCGUGAUUAGACGCAAAUGGCGAAUAGCUGCUGUAAGGAAGGAGGAGAUCAAGAGGCUCCUGGUUUUGGCGUCUGAGGAGGCCGCUAGGGCUGAGCUCGAGGCCUCUGCUAGCUACGGCACCGUUUCGAUUUCGCGGGGUUAUCAUUGCGCCGUUUGUUUUUGCCCCACCACUACCCGAUGCGCUCGGUGCAAAGUGGUUCGUUAUUGUUCUGGGAAAUGUCAAAUUAUUCACUGGAGACAAGGGCACAAGGAUGAAUGUCAUCCUCGAGACACUAUUUUUCGGGGUAAUGAUGAAGGAAAGAAUUAUGUUAAGGAAGUUGCUGAGCAAGACCAGCCUAAAAGGUAUGGUGAUAGACUUGAAAAUGAAGACAGGAAGCUUGCAAAGUCAGUGGAAACGUCUACCAGAGAAUCUGUGUUGUUUGAUUCUAUUAACUCUUCUGACAUUCGACAAGUUAAUGUUGAUGGUAUCAAGGUUGAGUUCUGCGCACAUGAGGAAGAAACAAAUUCUGCCCGUGAAUCUUCAGUGACCUCAUUCUCUAGUUUUGCCACUGCCUCCAUUGGUAGUGAUUCAUCUGAUGACGUUUCUGUCUGUGAGAGUGAUGAUGUGAAAGUUGAGUUUUAUGUGGAUGAAGUUGUUACUUCUGCUGCCGAAUCUUCUGGUACCUCAUUUUCUGGCUUCUCGAGUUCACCUUCUGGUAGUGAAUCAUCUGAUGAUGUGUCUAUCUCUGAGAGCAUUGGUUCACAUGAACCUGAGAGGUCAGAAAGUUCUUUGCCUGCUGACAUUGCCAUAGACCUGAUGACUACUAAUGAUAUGGAUACGGCCAAGCCAGUGUCCCCCAAAUUUACUUGUUUGGUUGAGUCUGUCGAUAAUUUUGCUAAAUUAAAUAAAGUAGACAAGACCAGAUCAGGUGGUUGUAAUUCAGAGAGUCAGUGUGCAUCAAGUGGUUAUCUGAGGGUGGAUGCUAGUGGCAAGAAUGAGGGAUCAGUUGCUGAAGGCCCUUCAUUGUCUUCCAGCUUCUGGGGCAGGACCCUUGAAUCUUUUGAGUCCAUAAGUGAUGCCUGUGAUGAUUCUGCUAUACUGAAGCAUAAUGAAGCUGGUGAUAGCAUAUCUGAAUCAGGAUCUUCCUUGCGCUUUUCCUUUAGUUUCUCUAGAAGUACUCCAUCACAUGCACGAAGCUCUGAGGUGCACAAGAACGUACAAAAUGGUGCCGUUUUAGCGUCCCUUGGAAACAACAAAUCUACUUAUGAAGUAGCUGUAUCAGAAAAUAAAUCUAGCACAAGCAGUCGUUUGUCUCUAUCUGGGUCCAAAGAAGUUAAGCCUUCAUCAUCAUUAAUAACAUCAUCUCCAUCCAUCCUGCAACCAUCCCCUUCUGUUGGAGGGGUUUCUAUGAGUAAGGGUGCUUCAAAUGGCAUAGUUAAGGAUCACUGCAAUCCUUCACAACCUCUUAGGCCUGGAGAUGUCAGGCAUUCAUCAUCUAGUGCUACCAAUAUUCAUAUAUCUCCUAAUUACGAGGAGCAUUCAAUUCACGCUUCAAAAUGUCCUAAUUAUGGGGAACGCUCAAUUCACGCUUCAAAAUAUGGGAAUGUUACUUGCGCAGAGACUAACUCUACCAAUGACUCUCAGGUUAUAAGUUCUCCUAAUGGAAAGAAUGGCUUGAAAACAUCUGUUUUGAAAGUUGUUGAUCAAUUUCGGGGAUCUAAGCUGUUGAAACACAAUCCAGCAGUGGUUGGGAACGAGAUGACUGCUGGAAAAUACAGUGACAAGGGUGUCUUUUCAUAUGAGUUGUUUGUCAAGCUUUAUAAUUGCAAUAAGUUGGAACUGCAGCCAUGUGGUCUCAUAAACUGUGGUAACAGCUGUUAUGCUAAUGCUGUCCUCCAGUGCUUGACAUUUACUCCUCCACUGACUGCUUAUUUCUUACAAGGACUUCAUUCCAAAGCAUGUAUGUGUUUUCGUGCUCUCCAUUUUUGGUGCAAAUCCUAUGAGAAGGCCAAGAAGAAGUUGCAAAUACUUGAGGCUCCCAAUGUUCUUACUAUUGCAUUAAAACGAUUUCAGUCAGGUAAAUUUGGAAAGCUCAAUAAACCAAUUCGGUUCCCGGAAAUCCUGGAUUUAGCUCCAUAUAUGAGUGGGACAAGUGAUAAAUCACCCAUCUAUAGGCUUUACGGAGUUGUUGUCCACUUGGAUAUCAUGAAUGCUGCAUUUUCUGGUCACUAUGUCUGCUAUGUUAAAAAUUUCCAGAAUAAAUGGUUCAAGAUUGAUGAUAGCACGGUAAUGGCCAGCGAACUUGAAAGAGUCUUAGCAAAAGGGGCAUAUAUGCUUUUCUAUGCAAGAUGCUCGCCGAGGGCCCCGAGACUAAUAAGGAAUAGGUUGGCAUCUUCAGAUCCGAAAAAUAAACCUGUUCUUUCCAGGACCAAUGGGAGGAGCAUUACAUCCAAUUCAAAAUCUGCUUCCAGACACUCCCCUGAUGUGCGAGUUGAUGCCAGUUCCUCCAUCAUUGACUCCCCCACAAAAUGCCAUCGCUUGCAAAGGAUUUUAGAAGAGGACUCCUCGAGUGACAGUUCUUCCCUUAUCAGCAGCAACUCUGAUGAGGGUUCCAGUAGCACUGAUAGUACACGGGAUUCUACCGGCACUGAUGAAUUCUCAGACUACAUAUUUGGUGAUCUUGGGCGUGGUUGGAACAGUUCCUGGAGGAAUUCUGAUUCAGACACUUCUUCGUCUUCCUCUUCCUCUCCAAUGUACUCGAGACACUCACCCCUUUCUGAUUUGGACCGGUAUGCUUCAGGUUUUGCCGGAACAAGCAAGUAUAAUACUACUGAUGAAAUUUCGUCAGUUUCCUCUUCUGAAAGUGUUCUGGAGGGAUGCAGAGGGGGUAGCAGGCUGGGGAGUUCAGAAGGUAAGGUAACUGUUCCUCCUUUUCUAAAGUCUGACAGAAAUAGUAGGCAGUGUAGAAAGUUAGAUAAUAGUAAUAAUAGCUAUAGAGAGACUGAUUCAGAAAAAGUAGGAUGGAUUAAUCAUGUAAAAUCGGGUGUAUCCUUUAGAAAAUCAUCCAGGGAAAGAACAGAGUAAAACAAACAUUUUGAUUAUGAGGCGUUGAGUUAGAGGGAAACGCGGGGACUAGGUGAAUAAAGAAUGCAUGACGGGAGUUGUAUGUAAUUGUGCUAUUUGUAGCUGGCUGUGAGUUGAUAAACUAAAAUCAGCAGUCACCAUUUUGAUGAGGUUUUCCCGUUUAUUUUAGUAUUGUGGUAGGUUAUAAAACAUAAGUCGGGAUCUUACGCUGUACAGUGGGAAGGAAACUACCCAUGAAAUGUAAAACCAAAAGGGGGAUGCCUUAUCUUAAAUAAAUUUCUCUCUUUUUUUUU